This is a messenger RNA of Sitodiplosis mosellana (orange wheat blossom midge), 1458 nucleotides long. RefSeq names its product zinc carboxypeptidase-like. The coding region runs from base 74 to 1312 and encodes 412 amino acids. The record is from RefSeq and is a predicted model, not a curated record. Gene Ontology annotation, molecular function: metallocarboxypeptidase activity; zinc ion binding. The transcript has 10 exons. Gene Ontology annotation, biological process: proteolysis. Lineage: Eukaryota; Metazoa; Arthropoda; Insecta; Diptera; Cecidomyiidae.
GUUUGCUGAACAUUGUUUAAAGUACUCUAAGCAGUAUUGUUCACGAGCUGAGUUUUUAAAAUUUGUAAAAAAAAUGAAAUCAUUGGCAAUUUUUGUGGUGUGCUUUGUGGCCUGUUUGGGUGAGGUGGCUCGAUUUGAUAACUAUCGUGUGUAUCAAAUCACAAUUGAUAACGGAAAACAAUUGGCUGUACUGGAACAAAUUCAAUUCGGAUGGGAUGGUGUUCAGUUUUUAAGGACCCCAUUUCGUACACAAGAAGUGAUCGAACUCGUAGUUCCGCCACACAAAUUAUGCGAUGUUAUCGAGCUUUUUAAAUCGUUGAAAAUAAAAUAUAAACUAUUGACACCAAAUAUUCAAAGUGUGAUCGAAAAGCAGCUACAAGCAGGUUCCAAAAAUUUGCAUUUUGGAUGGAAAAACUAUUACAAUGUAUCCACAAUUUAUGCUUGGCUGGAUGAUUUACUACAGAAGCAUCCAAACAUUCUAACCAAUUAUAACUUUGGGACAUCGUAUGAAGGGCGUCCACUUCGUGCAAUCAAAGUGUCUUACAGAAAAGGGAACCCAACCAUUUUCAUUGAAGCGACUAUUCAUGGUCGCGAAUGGCCUGCAGCCGCUGUCGCUACUUAUAUACUUAAUGAAUUGGUCACACCUUCUGAUGCUGAAUUCCGACAAUUGGCACAUAACUAUGAUUGGGUUAUUGUGCCAGUAUUGAAUGUCGACGGCUAUGAGUACACCCAUACGACUGAUCGCUUGUGGAGAAAGACGCGCAAGCCGCAUCCAGUCAAGAGCUACUGCGUUGGUGCUGAUGGAAACCGAAACUUCGACAUUCUUCAUGCAGAAGUUGGAGCUUCGAACGACCCUUGUACGAUUGGAUAUCCCGGACCGGAACCAUUUUCAGAACCAGAGACUCGUGCUUUGGCCACAUUUAUCAAGUCUUUUGAUAAUAUUAAGUUAUACCUUGCGUUCCAUCAAUAUGGUCAAUUAGUGCUAUUUCCUCAUAGUUACACAUCCGCACGUGUACACAAUUACGAUGAUUUGCAUAACAUCGCCGAAAAAACCAAACGAGCUAUUUCAAAACGGUAUGGAACAAGGUACACCAUUGGAAGUGUUGGCGAAACAAUUUUUGCAAUUUCGGGCACUUCCAUCGAUUGGGUACAUCAGGUUCAAAAUAUUUCACUCACAUUUCAUUGCGAGUUCCGUGAUACUGGAAAUUUGGGAUUCCUUCUUGCACCCGAAGAAAUUCUUCCCACCGCACUAGAGUUUGUUGAUGGUCUAAAGGCAAUGGUUCGAGAAGCAAAAACACGGAAAUAUUUAUAAAAUGAUUUUAUUGCGAAAUUGUAACAACUAAACUGAAUUGACCAUACAAAUGUUGGUACUAAACAUGAAAUGCUUUAUUUGAUUCAUCGAAAAUUUUCUAAUAACUUGAAACAGAUUUUGUUUAUUACGGUUAUUAAAUCGUAAGC